Pisolithus orientalis is the source of this 1908-nucleotide messenger RNA. Its product is annotated as heat shock protein 70 family. The record is from RefSeq and is a predicted model, not a curated record. Gene Ontology annotation, molecular function: ATP-dependent protein folding chaperone; ATP binding; ATP hydrolysis activity. NCBI's taxonomy places the organism in Eukaryota, Fungi, Basidiomycota, Agaricomycetes, Boletales, Pisolithaceae. Gene Ontology annotation, cellular component: cytoplasm; mitochondrion. The coding region runs from base 1 to 1908 and encodes 635 amino acids. The transcript has 7 exons. Gene Ontology annotation, biological process: protein refolding; cellular response to unfolded protein.
AUGAACAUGUUUCAAUUUGAUGCCUCUUCGUACUCAUUUUAUCACCUGCUUUUUCGCUUGCCCGGAGUUGCCCCCAUCCUCGUCCGGCUUGAAGACCAAGAUACAGAAAUUCACUGCUCUUGCCCUUCACCGCACCAAGCUCCAUCCAUUGGUCCACUCGCCACCAGAACUGUCUUCACAUUUAAGCGCUUGAUCGGCCGCAAGUUCAAGGACGUGGAGGUCCAGGAGGACAUGAAGCACUGGUUAGGUGUUCAAGAUGCUCGACCAGCUGUCGAGGUUGACAUCGGUGGCGAGAGACAACAAUUCAGUGCUGAGGAGUUAUCGUCCAUGGUACUUACCAAGAUGCGUGAGACCGCCAGGCAGUAUCUCAACAAGAAAGUCAAUCAUGCGGUCAUUACGGUCCCCGCAUACUUUAACGAUGCGCAACGGCAGGCCACCAAGGACGCUGGUCAAAUCACUGGCCUUGAGGUUCUUCGAGUCAUCAACGAGCCGGCGGCCGCGGCACUGGCAUAUGGCCUUGAUCGUACCGAAUCAUCAGUGAUUGCCAUGUACGAUCUUGGCGGUGGUACUUUUGAUAUCUCCAUCCUGGAGAUGCACAAAGGAGUCUUCAAGGUCAAGUCCACCAAUGGAGACACCCACUUUGGUGGCGAGGACUUUGACAUCGCUCUUGUUACCCACAUCCUCAACGAAUUCAAGAAAGAGUCGAGCAUUGACCUCAAUCAAGACUGCAUGGCCAUUCAGCGCAUUCGUGAGGCUGCCGAAAAGGCCAAGAUUGAAUUAUCAUCCACGACGCAGACCGAAAUUAACUUGCCAUUCAUCACCACGGACGCAACCGGUCCAAAGUACAUCAACUUGAAGUUGAACCGCACUCAAUUUGAGACCCUUACCGGCCCUCUGAUCCAACGUACCGUUGAUCCCUGCAAGAAAGCGUUGUCCGAUGCUGGAGUCAAGUCUAGUGAGGUGAACGAAGUCUUCCUCGUUGGUGGUAUGACCCGCAUGCCUAAGGUCGGUGAGUCCGUGAAGUCGAUCUUCAGUCGUGAGCCGAGUAAAGGUGUCGAUCCUGAUGAAGCCGUUGCCAUUAGUGCUGCUAUCCAGGGUGGUGUUCUCGCCGGAAAUGUCACCGACAUUCUACUUCUCGACAUCACCCCACUCUCCCUCGGCAUUGAGACUUUCGAUGGUAUCAUGACAAAACUCAUCAACCGCAGUACGACCAUCCCAACGAAGAAGUCGCAAGUUUUCUCUACCGCUGCCGAUGGCCAGACCGCCAUUGAGGACAAGAUUUUCCAGGGUGAACGUGAACUCGUCAGGGACAACAAACUCCUUGACAACUUCAAUCUCGUCGGUAUUCCGGCCCCGAAGGGCGUCUCUCAAAUUGAGAUCACUUUCGACAUCGAUGCUGAUGAUAUCGUCCACGUCACCGCCAAGGAUAAGGCAACCAACAAGGAUCAGUCUAUGACGAUCGCGUCUUUGUCAGGUCUGAGCGACAAGGACAUUGAGUGCAUGAUCUCUGACGCUGAGAAGUAUGCCGAUGUGGAUAAGGCCCGUUGGGAACUCAUCGAGGAAGCAAACAAGGGCGAGUCAGUCUGUGUCGACACAGAGAAGGCAAUGAACGAGUUCAAGGAGCAGCUUGAUGCUGCCGAGAGGGAGAAGGUGCCUCCCGGCGAUGCUUCUGUCACUGCCGAGCAAAUCGAGGAGAAGAUCGGCGAGACUCAACAAGUUUCGCUAGGCCUUUUCCAGAAGGUGUACGAGAAGCGCGGCGCAGAGAAUGCGUCCUCCACGCAGUUAACGCAAGGCUCUGAGGACACGCCCCCCACGCUCUUCCUUGUCCUACUUAUACUUCCGUCUGCCACAGGUCUACUCGAGGUAGUCAGAUCUCUGAGCUGUAGUAUGGGUAUCUUCAUAUUAUGA